AUGAAACGAUUGAUUGUAUUUGUGGCCCAAUACAAGAUUAUCCUCAUAUUAAUUAUCCUAUGGAUACGUACGGUGCGAUCGGAUCCCAGGGCACUCAUCUAUAAAGGAAAUGUGAACAUCGGCCUACUAAUAGGCGCCCAUUCAAGCACUUCCAGCGACUCGUUAUGCGACGGCAUUAACACUAAUGGUUUGCACCACUCGAUGGCUAACGUAUGGGCUCUGCAUAUGUAUAAUCAGCGGCAACGGCUUAAUAGUUUCGAUGAGAUCGGGGUAUUUAUUUACGAUACCUGUGCCGACCCGGGCGUAGCUCAGAGACAGACUGUGCGACUCGUGUCACACCUGUUCAGUGUUGGUAAUAGGGUUUGUCGCGACUCUAAGACCUAUCCGCCAUUGAUUGGUGUUAUAAUCGACGGCCAAACCUACGACAAGUCACUGGACUUAUUCAAGACAUUCAAUGUCCCCAUAAUCACCACAUCUGAGGGCAGGCAUAAUGAUAGCGAUUCCGGUGGUGGCAAUGUAUUCUCGGUGGCACCCAGUCUUAAAUACCUGUCCAAUGCAAGUGCAGUCAUGUCAUUAGUGAAGGAACUGAACUGGCAAUCCAUGGCACUGGUAGUGUCCGAUGAGGAACCGGCAUUUGAUUCACAAUACCUGCACUCAUUGUCGCUGAAUAGCAAUAACGACUUGAAUAUAGCAAACGCUAAUCUCAACCGAAAAAGAUAUCGCAGAAGAGAUGAACUUUUUAUGUCAAACACUAUAUUCUACUUGAGUUCCUCGGAAGCCAUGGAUCUACUGAACAGUCUGAGCGGAACUGGCGAUGACUACAGCGGUGAUGCCGGUGCUAAAGGAGGCGAUCAACCGUUGAUCGCGGAAUACAGGCGAGCGGCUAAUGAUAGUCGUGUUCCCGACGCUAGCGUAGCCCUUAUGACCAAAGCUGUAUGGGCUCUAUCCCUGGCCUAUCAGAAAUUGUUUCAAAUACAAUGUGCCGGAAAUAAACUGAACUGCAAUUUAUCGACUAAUGCCAACCUCACGGAUAUGAUGAUUAAUAGCCUGAGCAGUUUGAAUGCCGUGAUCAGCGAGAGUGGUCUCAAAGACCUCAAUGGCGUGAGGUUGCGGUUUGACAGCGAGGGUAAACUGGUGUCCUGGAAGUACCAGAUAAUGAUCGUGGCGUCCAAUUGGCAGACAAUUAAUCUCGGCUUUUAUACCCUGGAUAACGGGCUUAAUAUCGACUCGAAGUUCAUGCAAACAAUUUUAGCUAACCGUGUGAAUCGGUUUAGGAUUAGACCGAAGUCUAUGAUUAAAGCCAUACAUAGGAGUGGUUUGAGUCCGCAGUCGUCCAACACUUUACCCCUCUAUAAGCAACCGGUUUAUAGCAGUAAUACAAACAGUCAGUCCAUCGUACAGUCAAAUCUGAUGAGGUCUACAAUCAGACAUCAAGUGUCGUCUUCAUCGGCACCGAUAGAGAGACGGACCACCCUUUUAGACGACUUCCCACCGCUGAACACGUCGUCCACGCGAUCGUCGCCGCACUCGGACUCCAAUUACGUGACCAGAAAGCGGUACAACAGUCUGACGGUCUGGUUGGGCACCGUAUGGUCGUUGGCGAUACUCAGCUCAUCCAUACUGGGAAUACUGAUCACACUCUACGUCCAGACAUUUCUACUGAUGAAGUCCUGUGAAGGGGCGCUGAGAAGUGCCAAUCAAGCGCUGGUGAUCUGCCAUUUGGUGGCCGUCGCCGUCACUUUCUUGGGCUCAUCCCUUUACGUGUUUUAUCCGACGUCAAUGAUAUGCUGCUUACGGCAUACCAUACACAACAUCAGCGUUACGUUGCUUUUCGGUUCGCUACUCAUCCGCGCCAUGUAUAUCAGGGCCCAGAAGUCUAUAGGGCUGGGCGGGCGCACCAGUCGCUUGAAUCAGUUAUUAACACUGUUUUUCAUAGUCGGCAUUCAGACGGCCCUCGAGUUCCAGAAGUGGAAGUAUGAGUUCUCCGGGACUGACAGCAGGGACAGUGAUAUGGAUUUGAAGCGCUUCUGCAUUAACGACGGCUAUGAAUACAUGAGAAGUCAGAUCUAUAUCACAAUUAUUUUGUCACUUUUGUUGAUAAUGUGUUGGUCGGCGAGGGAUACACCGUUCAACCAGAGGGACGGCAACCAAGUGCUGGUGAUUUCGCUGCUGAUGGCUAUGGUGUUCAUCGCGUCGAUGACAGCGAUAAUGAAUAUAAAUAAAUCAAAAUAUAGCGAUAUUAUCAUCGGUUUGUCGAUGAAUAUAUACGCGUUUUUAGUACUAUUGGGCCUAUUUGUGCCCCUAUUGCACGCUAUACACAAAUACGGGGUACUGGUGCCCAAGUCGGGCUCCUACGCCGACUCCCUGUCCACUAUAUUCACGAGUUUCGGUGGCGGCGCUCAUGAUCUCACAGACAGUUAUUCUCAUAACUCAUCCCAAAGUCACAAAAGCAAAGAGUGUCUGAACACUAAACUCAGCAAAUCUUUUGAUUUUCACAACACCACCAACUUUUUUGCCCGGGUGUCACCAAAUUGCUACACAAACCCCAUGCAAGGCCAGUAUAGAUUGAACAGGAACAAGUUGUCGUUAAUGCAUAACACGCUAUACGAAGGGGUGCCUGGAUUUAGAUCAGCGUAUCCAUGA
Molecule: messenger RNA, 2643 nt
Organism: Oppiella nova
Lineage: Eukaryota; Metazoa; Arthropoda; Arachnida; Sarcoptiformes; Oppiidae
Source: the annotation of a GenBank genome assembly